AUGGCUAUCAGGGUUUUGUUUUUUGGUGGGUUUGUUUCUUUUUUAGAUCUGUUUGAGGACCGACACAUGUGGGUGCCUAUUUUUUUCAAGAGUCAAUUCUGGGCUUCCAUGAGGAGUACGCAGAGGAGUGAGGGUAUGCACUCAUUCUUUGGUGGAUACUUAAAUUGUAAGACUAGUUUGGUCCAGUUCGUCCACGAAUUCGACAAUGUCCUAGGAACGAAAGAGCAGAAGGAACUGGAGGACGAUGCUGCAGACUCGAGAGGUCUAAUCCCAUGUUCAACUAGAUCCGCCAUCGAGAGACGAUUUCAAAAAGAGUAUACCAACGAGAUGUUUAGGGAUGUCCAAACCGAGUUUGGCAAGAAGGCUGAUUGCACUAUUCGUGCCGUAGAUGAACAGGGCAACUCCGCUAGGGUAAAAGUGGAAGAGGAAAUACUAGUCUAUGAGACGACUCGAUAUGUUACGUUUGACGUCCAUUUUGAUCAUUCGACACACGAGGUUCGAUGUGAUUGCAACUUGUUCGAGAGUGCAGGUAUAUUUUGUUGCCACUGUCUUGUAGUACUUUCAUCUUACAAAGUUAAUGAGGUACCUUCCUGCUAUGUUUUACCUCGUUGGAGCAAGAACAUAAAGCGCAAGCACACCUACAUUAAGAGUAGCCACGACUUUAGACGUUCAAAUGAAAGCCACAACAUAUUCAGAGAGUUGUGUGCACAUUUCUACAAUGUUGCACAGGAAUUCGUGGACUGUGAUGAUGAGGCAGACAUGCUGCAUAAUGUUCUGGAGGAUGCAAGGGCCAAGCUAGUAGAUUACCGUGGUAAGAUGCGAAAUAACACUGUCGCUACUGCACACAAUAGCAUCAUCACAGGCCCUUCAACCAUUUUCGGCACAGAGGACAUUCAGGCCCCAUCAAAGGAUAAUCGUGUAGAAUCUGCUGCAAAUCAAGCUUUGAAGGCUUCCACUCAGCAGAUUGCUAAGCAAGGACUUGGUGGAUUCAUGUCGCUCUUAAACUCCUUUGACAAUACCUAG
Molecule: messenger RNA, 1023 nt
Organism: Arachis ipaensis
Lineage: Eukaryota; Viridiplantae; Streptophyta; Magnoliopsida; Fabales; Fabaceae
Product: protein FAR1-RELATED SEQUENCE 6-like
Biological process (GO): regulation of DNA-templated transcription
Molecular function (GO): zinc ion binding
Source: RefSeq, a predicted model, not a curated record